AUGAACUCUACGCUGUUCUGCCUGUUUUGCUUGGCAUUUGCCGCUGCGAGCGCCAGUGUGCUGCCCGUUAAACGUAGCCAUCUGCCGGCAGUCAAUCAGCACGGAGAAACGGUUUGGCUUGACGAACUGAACCAAGGGGUGCCUGAUAAAUGUGACUUCGCCUGCACCGAUCAAGAUGUCGAGGUCUGUGCCCACAAUGGCCAAUGCUUGCAGCUGUUCACCAGUCGCUGCACCAUGGCUGCCUACAACUGUCGCAAUCCCCAGAAGCGCUUCAAUGUUGUCGAGAACUAUCGCUGCACGCGGGGCUAUCAGCCGCUCUGCAGCAUGGCGGAGCGUAAGGAACUGCAGCUGACGCAAUGA
Molecule: messenger RNA, 360 nt
Organism: Drosophila hydei
Lineage: Eukaryota; Metazoa; Arthropoda; Insecta; Diptera; Drosophilidae
Exons: 2
Coding region: 1-360 (119 amino acids)
Source: RefSeq, a predicted model, not a curated record